Messenger RNA from Polistes canadensis, 2233 nucleotides. It is a transcript of the gene alpha-PheRS, whose product is annotated as phenylalanine--tRNA ligase alpha subunit. The coding region runs from base 90 to 2210 and encodes 706 amino acids. The record is from RefSeq and is a predicted model, not a curated record. Gene Ontology annotation, molecular function: ATP binding; tRNA binding; phenylalanine-tRNA ligase activity. NCBI's taxonomy places the organism in Eukaryota, Metazoa, Arthropoda, Insecta, Hymenoptera, Vespidae. The transcript is spliced from 8 exons. Gene Ontology annotation, biological process: phenylalanyl-tRNA aminoacylation. Gene Ontology annotation, cellular component: phenylalanine-tRNA ligase complex; cytoplasm; cytosol.
CACAUGUAUUAUGUUAUAAUUCGUAAAAGCACUUAGAAAUUGUGUGACGUGACGUGAUAAAUUAGUUAAAAAGAAUUAAUAUUAUUAAAAUGUCAAAAGAACUUGCUGAUAAUAUAUUAAAAUAUUUAUCUGAAAAUAAUGAAGUUAAUUCCUUAGAUUUAGCAGACAUUUUUAAUGAAGAUCAUCAAAAGAUAGUUGGAGCAAUUAAAAGCUUGGAAUCUCUUGGAGAUGUAAUUGAAACAACGAUAAUCAGCAAGCAAAAGUGGGAAAUAACAACGGAGGGUGAACAUGUAUUAAAAAAUGGUAGUCAUGAAGCUGUAGUCUAUAAUGCAGUACCUGAUGAUGGAAUAUCUAAAUCUAUUAUCGAUUCAUCUGUUCCUUUCGCAAAGAUUGGUUUUUCCAAAGCACUCGCUGCCGGUUGGAUUAAACUUGAUAAAUCUAAUAAUGCGACUAUUGUUAGAAAGGCCUUACCAUUUAUCACCGAUACUGUACAAGUACACUUAAAAAAUCUUGAUAGUAUACCGGAGAAUAUUAAGAAAGAAUACAAAAAGAGAAAAUUCCUACAAGAAAUUAUUGUAAAAAGCAUACUACUUAAGAAAGGACCAAACUUUUCUAUACAAACUGAAAAGUUAGAAACAGAUUUGACUGCGGAAUUAAUAGCCAACGGUGCUUGGAAAGAUAAGAAAUUUAAACCAUAUAAUUUUGAAGCCCGUGGAUCGUCCCUAGAAGUCGGACAUUUGCAUCCUUUGCUUAAAGUCAAGAGUGAAUUUAAAAAGAUAUUUUUGGAAAUGGGAUUUACAGAGAUGCCUACGAAUAAUUACGUGGAGAGCUCGUUUUGGAACUUUGAUGCUUUGUUUCAACCACAGCAGCAUCCUGCACGAGAUGCACAUGACACGUUCUUUAUUUCAAAACCAAGUCACAGCGAUUGUUUUCCUCCUGAGUAUUUGGAAAAAGUUAAAAAGGUUCAUAGCGAAGGUGGUUAUGGAUCUCAAGGUUACUGUUAUGAUUGGAAAUUAAAGGAAGCUCAAAAGAAUUUACUUCGUACCCAUACAACUGCGGUCAGUGCACGGAUGCUGUAUAAUCUUAUGCAAGAGGGAGAGUUUAAACCUGUAAAAUAUUUUAGUAUUGAUCGUGUUUUCCGAAAUGAAACUUUGGAUGCAACUCAUCUUGCUGAGUUCCAUCAAAUUGAAGGUGUAAUAGCCAAUUAUAAUCUUACUCUUGGUCAUUUGAUUGGUAUGUUGUAUGAAUUUUUUAAGAAACUUGGCAUCACUGAACUUAAAUUCAAGCCAGCCUACAAUCCAUAUACGGAACCAAGUAUGGAAAUAUUCUGUUAUCAUAACGGUUUAAAGAAAUGGAUUGAAAUUGGUAAUAGUGGAAUGUUUAGACCAGAAAUGUUAUUGCCUAUGGGUUUACCAGAAGGUGUUAAUGUUAUUGCAUGGGGUUUGUCGUUAGAAAGGCCCACGAUGAUUAAAUAUGGUUUAAAUAAUAUAAGAGACCUUGUUGGACAAAAAAUUGAUUUGGAAAUGGUGUACAAUAACCCGUUGUGUCGAUUAUAUAAAGAUAGCGCUCAAAUGAAAUCAUCAAAGAUAAAGUUGCAAAGACCAUUGGAUGAGGAAAAUCCAAAGAUAAAGACCGAUCAAAGUCAAUGCCAUGUAUCGCAAAUAAUACAAAAUGCUGCAAGGAUCGAAAAACAGAAACUUAUUAUUUUUUGUGAUCCGCUUUAUCCUAUAUACUCAAUAGAAAAGAUUUUAGAUCUCGCUAAAACUUACUUGAAAGUAAACAUAUCAACUUACACGCAUUCCUCUGUAAUGAAAUUACCUGUAUGCUUGCAAAAUUUCUGUUUAAAUUAUCAAAAUGCGGAUAAGAACAGUCUUAUAGAUAUAAUAUUAAUUUGGAAAAACAUCGGCAUUGAUCCAAUUAUGCAAUCGUCUAAUAUGUUUGAGUUAAAGGGUGAAGUUAAUAUAGCGCGUUAUUUCAAUCGUUUAAUUGAAUCUCAAAAACCUAAUUUAUUAAUAUACGAGAGUAAUGGUCCUCUGUACGCUAAUCAAGUAGACCUUUAUUUAGAAAAAAUCUAUAGUAUUUUGCACGAAGUAUCAAAAGAACAAUUAAAUAAAAUUUUCAAACAUUCACCAUAUACGUUAGGUGAAAAUCUUUCCAUUGUAGAUAUUGUUUUAGAUUCCAUAAAAAAACAUAAAUUAAAAAGAAAAUAAUUAUGUAUAUUAAAUGAAAUAAA